Messenger RNA from Paramecium sonneborni, 291 nucleotides. The record is from the annotation of a GenBank genome assembly. NCBI's taxonomy places the organism in Eukaryota, Ciliophora, Oligohymenophorea, Peniculida, Parameciidae.
AGCAUGGCUAUUGGAAUGAAAUACAUUCUAAUUUUGAAAGGUUUGCAGUUUGAAUAAUAAAUAGUCGUUAAAUAACUUAUCAUGAAUUUUAUGAAAAUGGAAUAAAAAUUGAAACAUGGUAGAUAUUUUAUAAAGAGGAGGGUUAAGAUGAUUUAAACAUCAUGUAUAGAAAUUAUUUUUCUCCUUAGUAUCAGUGGAUUUUUUGAUUACGAUGGAGUAAAACAAGGUAAAUGGAUGGAGUUAGAUGAAAACUUUAAUGAGUACUAAACUUAUUAAUUCUUAGUGAUAUGA